AUAUAAGAUGCUGUACCCGCGUUGUACUAGACCGGUACCGGCUGUAGGCGAGCAAAGACAGUGAGGUAGUACGGAUUAGUACGCUCGCGCAGUUAGAGCUCGGCGUAGAGAAGCUAAAGACGUCCAGGCGUAUAAAUCUCUUUUCUUCCCCUCGCUUUCGAAGCCACGCCGCAUUCUUACCAGUCAGCCGGGACGAGUCGAGACGACUCCCAUUUUAACAUUCACGGCUUUCCGGCGCUUAAGUAUCUUCCCGCGAGGUGCGAUCGCACGAUCGUCCCUUCCCACGUGAGAAAGCAGAGAGAAACUUUUGCCGAAUUGAAUAGAAUCGUCGAGGAGUGUCGAGGUGGUACCGCGCGCGGUGGCUCUGAAAAAUGGAGAUUUGCAAUCGGGAGGACCUACUGUACGAUGUGCCAUGCGGAAAAGCGUCGCGCGUCGUUGAGAACGGGGAGAAACUCCGGCGGGAGAAAGUUUCCACCCUGCGGGAACUUAUAGAUGCGCUGCACGAGGCCUUCGAGACGGAUCAUGUGAAUAUCGAUCACGUUCAGGACCUGAUGACGAGCUACAAGAGCAAUCCCGCGGAGUGGAAGAAAUUUGCCAAGUUCGAUAGAUACAGGUAUCUGACAUAUUUAUGUACUCGGUUUGACAGAAUACGAUUUUAUAUAUCUCUUAUAUCUUUCCUUCUUCUAAGAUUAAUUAUCCUUCUUUUUUUAUAUUUCAUAUCUCAUACGAGAUACGCGUGGCCCGAGGGAUCCGCGACGGAAGACGGUGUGGAAGAGCUCAGGGAACUUGAGAGGAACACACUUGAUACGAACGAGAUAUGUUACAUCAAUGAUUCCUUGGGUUUGCAUCGCGUUGAAAAUCCAAGUGCGAUGAAUCCUGCGGUCUCUCUGCAUUUGUACUCACCGCCGUUUGAUAGCUGUUCGGUUUUCAACAAACAAACCGGACAAAAGUCUACGUGUAAGGUUACAUUUUGGUCCAAAUAUGGGGAGAGAAGGAACCGGGAAAUUCAAGACACCAGGACCCCAGAGGAUAACUAGUCUAAGCAAAGACGCAGAAACUCCAUUACCAGCGAUAUACCAAUUAAGCGUUAAUAUUUUAAUCAGAUGCAGAAAAUGAUUUGGAACAUUUUACAUUGAAUUUGGAUGCUCAAUUUACAUAAAUUAAUCUUUAAGAAUUGUACUAUUGUCCAAUUUUCAUUGCGUAAUCGUUGUUAAGUACUUAAAUUUACUUGUAAGGAUUUGUAGAUAUUUUUAUAUAAGAAUAACCA
Messenger RNA from Pogonomyrmex barbatus (red harvester ant), 1267 nucleotides. RefSeq names its product cysteine dioxygenase type 1. The record is from RefSeq and is a predicted model, not a curated record. NCBI's taxonomy places the organism in Eukaryota, Metazoa, Arthropoda, Insecta, Hymenoptera, Formicidae. Gene Ontology annotation, biological process: L-cysteine catabolic process. Gene Ontology annotation, molecular function: cysteine dioxygenase activity; ferrous iron binding.